Closterium sp. Naga37s-1 is the source of this 639-nucleotide messenger RNA. Lineage: Eukaryota; Viridiplantae; Streptophyta; Zygnematophyceae; Desmidiales; Closteriaceae. The record is from the annotation of a GenBank genome assembly.
UGGGAUGGACCAAUCGGAAUUGGCGUUCCGUCUGUCGUCCGACGUGGCAUCGUCCGCAGUGCUGCUAACAUCGACAAGUCGUGGAUCAACAUCAACGCCGUCGAUCUCGUCCAACGCGCCACGGGCUGCCAGGUGGCAGCAAUCAACGACGCAGAUGCAGCAGGGUUUGCCGAAAUGAGGUUCGGCGCCGGCCGGCCCUUGCAGCGGGAAGGCACGGUCCUGAUGACCACGUUCGGCACGGGAAUAGGCACGGCACUGUUCGUGGGCGGCCAUCUGGUGCCGAACCUAGAGAUGGGGCACAUAGAAGUGAACGGGGAAAUUGCCGAGAAGGUGGCAUCAGGAGCAGUGAAGGAGAAGUUGGAGAUGAGCUGGAAGAAGUGGGCUGGGCGGGUGAACGAGUACCUGGCUCGCAUGGAGCAUUACCUUCAGCCGGAUCUAAUUGUGAUUGGUGGAGGCAUCAGCAAGAAAGAUGAGAAGUUCCUACAUCUGCUGUCAGUGCCUGGAGGAACGCCCAUAGUGGCGGCGGAGAUGCGCAACGAGGCGGGCAUUGUGGGGGCGGCUGUGGGCGGGUCCAUUCUGCUCGGGGAGCAACGCGCUGCCAGGGAAGCCGCCCGGAUCAUACCCACCCUGCUCAGCUGA